UUAAUUAUAAUGAAUUUUAAUCGAAUUAUUAUGUGUACCUCCGCAUCGACUACACCAAAGUGAAUUUAAAUCUGAUCAGCUGAUGUACAUAGUAGAGAGGGAUUCACUGACAAGUUCAACUGCGCAAUUAAAAACUAGUUGAUUAACAGCUUCGAAUCGAUCAGUCGCCGGCCGAUCGCCUCCCACUGCAGUACGAGAGCGAAUCAAGAUCAUGUCAAUCCAUUCACUUGGAACGCUCUUGGUGCUAUUUAGCGGUAGCCUUGUUCUCGGCCAGAACCCGGAUCCAGCCGCGGAGAAAUCUUGCACAUUUUUCAAGAAGACAGUCUUUGAGCAGAGAAUUCCUAUAAGCCCCUUUUUUCCCAAUGCACCGAUUACAUAUCAUACACUCGACUCCUGCAGUGGGUCGCGACCCCUGAUAGUGGACGGGACACCGGCGGAACCCAAAGAAUUCCCACAUGCAGCGAGGCUGGGCCACCGGGAUGCUAAUAAUGAAAUUAAAUGGUUCUGUGGCGGCACCUUGAUCAGCAAUCGCAUUGUGCUCACAGCGGCACACUGUUUCUAUACCAAUUUAGGAGCGGUCAACGUGGUCCGGUUGGGUGAGCUUGAAUUCGACACUGAUACGGACGACGCUGAGCCCGAGGACUUCGGCGUGUCGCGGCUUAUAGAACACGAAGAGUAUAGGGAUCCGGCCCUCUAUCACGACAUUGGCAUGGUGCGGCUCGAUCGGGAGGUGAAGUUCAACCUGUACAAACAUCCCGCCUGCCUGCCCUUCGACGACGGCGAGCAGCACGAGACUUUCAUUGCAAUCGGUUGGGGCCAGAAGGCGUUCGCUAGGAAGGAGUCCAAGAAGCUACUAAAGGUUCAGCUGCGAGGCUAUGGGCAGCGGUGUCUGGAAACCACAGAUGCGAACGAAGAGUUGCCCAAUGGCUUUAACACCACCAUUCAGCUGUGCAUCGGAUCGAAGGACAACAAGGACACCUGCAACGGAGACUCUGGCGGUCCGGCAUUGGCCUAUCACAAAGUGUUUACUUGCAUGUACCAUGUAAUGGGCAUCACCUCGGGGGGAGUCAGUUGCUCCACACCCGAUAUACCCAGCGCCUAUACGAGGGUCCACUACUACCUCGACUGGAUCAAAAGGGAGUUGGCGAAGACCUCGUAGAGUCAAUCGAGUUAUGAAGUUAUGUUUAAUUUAACUAAAUAGCGAAUUUUCUUUUCUUAGAAAGGAAUAAAUGUAGAAAAUAAAAAAUGUAAAUGUACGAUUUAUUCAAACUUCCCAGACCGGUUUGGUGUGCUCAAGUCAUAACUUAAAUUUCAUAGAAUAAGAUCUGGUUUUAAUUCCACAAAAAGCAGUUUUCAUUUGUGUUUCC
Drosophila serrata is the source of this 1367-nucleotide messenger RNA. Its product is annotated as serine protease snk. NCBI's taxonomy places the organism in Eukaryota, Metazoa, Arthropoda, Insecta, Diptera, Drosophilidae. Gene Ontology annotation, molecular function: serine-type endopeptidase activity. The record is from RefSeq and is a predicted model, not a curated record. Gene Ontology annotation, biological process: proteolysis.